Durusdinium trenchii is the source of this 1608-nucleotide messenger RNA. The record is from the annotation of a GenBank genome assembly. NCBI's taxonomy places the organism in Eukaryota, Dinophyceae, Suessiales, Symbiodiniaceae.
AUGGCAAAGGAAGGCGGAUGGAUCAUGUUGCAGAACAUCCACUUGAUGCAAGCGUGGCUGAAGGAUUUGGAGCGAGCGCUUGAGGUCAUCGAGGAGUUCGUUCAUGAUGACUUCCGUUGCUUCUUGACCUCCGAGCCGCCAGGAGUCAUGCAGGGCAAGCUUUGGGAUUUGAUCCCCGAGCCCAUCUUGCAGAGGUGCAUCAAGGUGGCAGAUGAGGCUCCAUCCGAUUUGAAGUCCAACCUGCGCCGUGCCUACUCCAAGUUUUCUCAGGAGAACAUCGACGCUUGCUUGAAGCCUCGAGAGUUCAAGGCCACCUUGUUUGCGCUUUGCUUCUUCCAUUCGCUGAUCUCAGGACGCAUUAAGUUCGGAGCUCAAGGUUGGUCCAAGAAAUAUCCCUUCAACGAUGGUGACUUGACCAUUUGUGGACAAGUCUUGAAGAACUACCUCAACAAUGCGGAGAACCUGGGCACAGAGGUGCCCUGGCCGGACUUGCGGUACAUUUUCGGCGAGAUCAUGUACGGCGGACACAUCACCGAUCCGUGGGACCGCCGUGUGAACAACACCUACCUGGCAGUCUUGGUGACGCCCGAGUUGCUCGUGGGAGGCGCUUUGGCGCCGGGCUUCAAGUCCCCAGUCCCGGGUGUGACUGCCGGCGAAGCCAAGGAUGCCGCGAAGCUGGAGUAUUCGCACUACGUGAAAUACAUUGAGGAGCGAUUCCCCCCGGAGGUGCCACAGAUGCAUCCCAACGCUGAGAUUGGCUUCCUGACCAAUCAGGGCAUCAGCAUCUUCAAGACGAUCGCGGAUAUCACGGGUGGCGGUGGGGGCGGCGGCAGCGCCGAUAUCUCUGCCUCCACACCGCUCAUCACCAGCUACCUGACCGCGCUGCCCACGAACUUGGACAUGAUAGACAUCCGAGGCAGGCUGAAAGAGGAGGACUACACCCCCUUCAUCAUCGUGUCCCUUCAGGAGGCGGAUCGCGUGAAUGCCUUGCUGGACCAGAUCCGCAGCUCUCUCCUGGAGUUGGAGCUGGGCAUCAGCGGCGCUCUGAACGUGACGGAGAAGAUGGAGAUGCUCUCGGCCGACUUACAGUCCAACAAGGUGAACGCUUUGUGGGCGGAGAAGGCCUACCCCUCGCUGAAGGCGCUCUCCGCGUGGUUCGCCGACCUGGUCUUGCGGCAUGAGCAGGUGGUCGAGUGGACGGCGCAGAAGUUGCUGAAAUCCAUUUGGAUCAGUGGUCUCUUCAACUCCAUGUCCUUCCUGACCUCCAACAUGCAGGCGGUGGCUGCUCGCUCCAAUAGCUUGCCUUUGGACUACAUGACCAAUAGGUGCCGCUUCUACAACACUCGAGAUCUGGCAGAGAUCACAGGUGUGCCGCCACAGGCGGAGAUCGGUCGGGCGGAGAAAGAGAUCGGUCGCCACCGGCUUUUGGAAGGCGUGAAUGUGCACGGUCUCUUUUUGGAGGGUGCCGGAUGGGAAGAUGGCAAGGGUGAGGACGAGGCCCCGGAAAGCCCGUGUCGCCGGUGCGUUCGGGGCGUCCCAAACACUCCGGAACUGGUUGAUGGUUUGAUAUGUUUUUUUGAAUGUUCAAGCUUUACUUGGGAUGGUUGA